AUGGGCAACUCCGUGUCUUGGCUGUCAGGCCUUCUGUUCUCCAAGAAGGAAAUCAGGAUCUUGAUCUUGGGUCUGGACAACGCCGGCAAGACCACACUACUAUACAGGCUCAAGGUUGGCGAGGUCGUCACAACCAUACCCACGAUAGGUUUCAACGUCGAGUCCGUAACAUACAAGAACCUCAACUUCAAUGUCUGGGAUCUCGGAGGCCAAACUAGCAUCCGCCCUUACUGGAGGUGCUACUACGCCAACACGGCAGCCGUCAUCUUCGUCGUCGAUUCCACCGAUAUCGAGCGCCUGCAGACGGCGGCCGACGAGCUCGGCGCCAUGCUCAACGAGGACGAGCUCAAGGACGCCUCUCUCCUCGUCUUCGCCAACAAGCAGGACCAGCCCGGCGCCAAGGGUGCGGCGGAGAUUUCCGAGGCUCUGAGGCUUGGCGAGUUGAGGGACCGGAACUGGACAAUUGUGGCCUGCUCGGCCGUAGACGGUUCGGGCAUCAACGAGGGCAUGGACUGGCUCGUGACCACCGUAAAUUCGGAGUAG
This is a messenger RNA of Parascedosporium putredinis, 543 nucleotides long. The record is from the annotation of a GenBank genome assembly. Lineage: Eukaryota; Fungi; Ascomycota; Sordariomycetes; Microascales; Microascaceae.